CCUGAGUCCUGCGGGUUAAUGAAGAUCUUCUCAAACAUGGUUUCCCCGGGGCCUGUGUUUUGGCUAGUGCUUCUCAUAAUCGCGCGGGUCAGCAGAAGUGCAGGUAUUGGUUUUCGCUUCGCUUCAUACAUCGAUAAUUACAUGGUGCUGCAGAAGGAGCCUUCAGGGGCAGUGAUCUGGGGCUUUGGUACACCUGGGGCCACAGUGACAGUGACCUUGUGCCAAGGUCAGGAAACCAUCAUGAAGAAAGUGACCAGUGUGAAAGCACCCUCCAACACCUGGAUGGUGGUACUGGAUCCUAUGAAGCCCGGGGGACCUUUUGAAGUGAUGGCACAACAGACUUUGGGGAUAACGGAUUUCACCCUCAGAAUCCAUGAUGUCUUAUUUGGAGAUGUCUGGCUUUGCAGUGGGCAGAGUAACAUGCAGAUGACUGUCUUACAGAUCUUUAACAGCUCAAAGGAGUUGUCUGACUCUGCCGCCUACCAGUCUGUGCGCAUCUUCUCUGUCUCCCUCACCCAGGCGGAGGAGGAACUGGCUGACCUUGAUGGGGUUGACUUGUCAUGGUCCAAGCCCACUGCAGGAAACCUGGGCCAUGGAAAUUUCACUUACAUGUCUGCAGUAUGCUGGCUCUUUGGGCGUUAUCUCUAUGAUACUCUGCAAUAUCCCAUUGGGCUGGUCUCCUCCAGUUGGGGUGGGACACCCAUUGAAGUCUGGUCAUCUAGAAGGACACUGAAAGCCUGUGGAGUCCCUGAUACAAAGGUUGAAAGAGUUCGUCAGCCCACAAUGAAGCCCAUGAGGAAUGAAUGUAAAAGUGAGGAGUCCUCAUGUCCUCUUAGGAGGGUGGUUCCAUCUCUUGAUGUGGCUGGACCAGUAACACAUUCCGUCCUCUGGAAUGCCAUGAUCCACCCACUGCAAAACAUGACUUUGAAAGGGGUGGUAUGGUACCAGGGAGAGGCCAAUGCAAAUUAUAACAGAGACCUGUACGCCUGCAUGUUUCCUGCACUCAUUUCAGACUGGCGCCAGACCUUCCACUAUGGCUCCCAGGGUCAGACAGAGCGUUUCUUUCCAUUUGGGUUUGUCCAGCUGUCUUCAUACAUUUUAAAGAACUCAUCAGAUCCUGGAUUUCCAGAGAUCCGCUGGCAUCAGACAGCAGACUUUGGCUUUGUCCCCAACCUGAAGAUGCCCAACACUUUCAUGGCUGUCGCUAUGGAUCUCUGUGAUAGAGACUCACCUUUUGGGAGCAUCCACCCUCGAGACAAACAGACUGUGGCCUAUCGCCUGCACUUGGGUGCUCGAGCUGUGGCGUAUGGUGAGAAAAAUUUGACCUUUCAAGGACCACUACCUAAGAAGAUAGAACUCUUGGCUCACAGUAGCCUGCUCUACCUCACGUAUGACCAGGAAAUCCAGGUGCAAAGGCACGAUAACAAGACAUUUGAGAUCUCCUGUUGCAGUGACCAUCAGUGCAAAUGGCUUCCAGCUCCCGUGGACACUUUCUCCACCCAGACCCUGAUCUUGGGUCUUAAUGCCUGUCUUGGCACCGUGGUUGCUGUUCGCUAUGCCUGGGCCACGUGGCCCUGUGAAUAUAAGCAAUGUGGCGUUUACCACACCAGCAGCAUCCUGCCAGCCCCUCCCUUUAUUGCUCACAUUACACACAGGGUAUCUGAGGACAUCUGGAGUAGUGAUCACUCUUCUGAACGAGGGCAGGUCCUUUAGAUUGGGUAUGCAGGACUUUCAAUGACGACUGCUCCUGCAUUCCGACAUAAGCACUGGCUCACAGAUACUUGAAAUGCUCCUCUGCCCCUGAGUUAGCCUAAGCCUCUGUGCUGGUCUAAUUCUGAACUAUAUCACUGGGCCUUGCUAGUGUUCACUUCCUUGGUGUUAGUGGGAGUGAAAUGCCCUAUUCUUGCCCUUCUUCCAGAACUGUGGACUCUCAGACUGGCAAGAGACUUUUAAAGGCUGUAGAGGCUGGUCCUCUGUGUGUUCUUUACAACCCCCUGAAAACAGCCAUGGAAGUUUCCAUGUUUCCUUCUGUGGAGCUGAAAUAUUUCUCUAACAAACCUUACUACACCAUGACAAGUCUUUCAGGUCACCUUAGACAGACCGCAUUAGGCUCUCCAAAACUGUUUUCAGCCUAAGUCUUACUCUAAAGGGAAUCUUUGCAUAUUGGCCACUGCUAAGGAGCGGCCCUAAGGAAUAGAGAGCCCAUGGCAGGUUCUCAGGCAAAGGGUGGGGAAAUCACAGGCACAGGGAUACAAGGAAGUAGGUACGCUUGGGGCAAAUGACAUCCUUAAAUGUAAGUCUUAGGUCUCUGAGGUAAAGGUUCAACUAUGGCUAAUCCCCACUGAAGGAAGAAGUCAGACUGAACGGAAAGUUACAGGAUACCUUCUAGAGCAACAGUGGAGGUGAGCCAAAGGUCAUGAUACCGUUUGCCGUUUGGUUAAAGACAGCCACCAGCUCAGAAAAGUGCACCUAUUAGAAACUGGAAGUAAGUCCAGCAUGGUGGCGCACACUGAUCCCAGCACUCAGGAGGCAGAGGUGAGCUGGUUUACAGAAUGAGUUCUAGGACAGCCAGUUACCUAGAAAAACACUGUCUUGAUCCUCUUCCCCACCCUCCACAUAAAAAGAAACGGGGAAUAAAAGUAUUAAUAACUAGUGAUGUGUCCAUAUAGCCAGUCAAUUGUUAGGGACAGACUUACACCGUGCCAUUGAGGCAUGGGGAAAGGAGUCUAACUGUCACCUAUGCACAGCUCUUUUGUUCUCUGAAGUGAGAAAGUGAGAACUGUAGCAAUGAGGAUUUCCCACCAUUCUCUGGGGCUCUGGGGCCAUUAGAAACAGCAAGAGAGAUGUGUCAGGAGUUUAUCUGGUUAAAAACAAAGAAAGAAACCAAAACCAAAAUAUUCUGCAGAGGCCUUUGAUCUCUGAGGAUUUCUAGCUGGCAUUUAUUGUCUAAUGCUCUCUCUCUUCGUCUGGCCCCGUGAGAACACAAAUCUAGUAACCAACGGUUCCCCAGAAAAAGUAAAAUCUACCUGCUUGUCCUGCCAAGCCCUGGUGUUAGUCACACUAAACAAGAGUAGUGAAGAACCGCAAGUCCACGGUCUUCUCACACACACUAGUUGGCACAUACAGUAGAUACUUUGUGUUAUGUAUAGUACAUGCGGUAACGAAGUCAUGUAUGAGUCAAAUUCUUAGAGGUUGAAUAGUUUAAAACAUUGUGUAGGGAUUGUGUGUUUCUCCAAAUGGAGAGAAUUCUUAACUGUUUGAAAAUUAAUCACUGACUAGCAAGAGGGUAAGAACCGGCCCUGAAUCAUCACUGAAGGAGAAGCACUGCCGGGCUGAACUUUGUCAUGGCUUGUUCUGUUUCCUUAUAGGAUAUGUGAACAAUAUACAUACUAUAGUUGAAAGCAACCUUCCCAUAGCUGAUGUAUUUUAGUAGGAUGUGAAUUUUACUUUGAAAAGAUGUAGGUGUUGACUCCUUAAUUUUUUUUUUUUUUUAAAUUUUUUUUCUGAGACUAUAUAGCUCUGGCUGUCCCGGAACUCACUAUGUGGACCAGGCUGGCCUUGAACUCAGCUUCCUCUACCUCCAAAGUACUCAGAUUAAAGUCACGGGCCACUGCACCCACCAAUUUCAUAAAUGUAUGCAGUUAGUGGACUCAGGUUUUGUGGUUCAAAAGCUGUGAACCUGUUAUAAUCCGCUGGGUUGUACAUCAGUGCACCACAUCACUUGGCUGUUCACAGCUGCACAUUUACCAGGAAGAGGCGAGGACACAGGAGAAUGGUGCUCCAAACCGGUUUGUGUCAGUUUAUUAGAGCAUCAUCCUUUUAUCUUAUAAAAAUACUGGCCCACUGGACUACAACCUGAAUAAAGGAUCAACUAGGAGUUUCAUUUUAGGCCAGGCCUACAGGUGUUGCACACUUUUAUUCCAAGCAAUGGAAAGGCAGGUAGAUCUGUGAGUUCAAAGCCAGCUGAGAUCAGAAGUGAGAACCUGUUUCCAAAGACGUUUUUUUUUUCACAAGCCCUCCCCCACCCCACCCCCACCCUUCAAUGGCACAUGUGGGGUCUAAAAAGUCCAACUGUGUCCAACUGAAGUGACAAUGAGUCUAUAUGGAGGAAGGGAAAGAUCCUCAAAUAUGUCAUAUCUGAACAUGUGCUAACACUGGAUGAAAGUGCACGCUUUAAUAAAAAAUUGAGUAAAGAUGA
Molecule: messenger RNA, 4198 nt
Organism: Grammomys surdaster
Lineage: Eukaryota; Metazoa; Chordata; Mammalia; Rodentia; Muridae
Gene: Siae
Product: sialic acid acetylesterase
Exons: 10
Coding region: 19-1713 (564 amino acids)
Biological process (GO): carbohydrate metabolic process
Molecular function (GO): sialate O-acetylesterase activity
Source: RefSeq, a predicted model, not a curated record